This is a messenger RNA of Phragmites australis (common reed), 843 nucleotides long. Its product is annotated as small ribosomal subunit protein uS9-like. NCBI's taxonomy places the organism in Eukaryota, Viridiplantae, Streptophyta, Magnoliopsida, Poales, Poaceae. The record is from RefSeq and is a predicted model, not a curated record. Gene Ontology annotation, cellular component: ribosome; cytosolic small ribosomal subunit. Gene Ontology annotation, molecular function: structural constituent of ribosome; RNA binding. The transcript has a single exon. The coding region runs from base 5 to 565 and encodes 186 amino acids. Gene Ontology annotation, biological process: translation; maturation of SSU-rRNA from tricistronic rRNA transcript (SSU-rRNA, 5.8S rRNA, LSU-rRNA).
UAAAAUGGCCACCUCCUUUCGCUUCCCCUUCGUAGCCGCCACCUCCCCAAGCAGCCAAAGACCUAGCGCCGCCGCUGCCGCCGCCGCCGCGAUCCCAGCAAUCGACACCGCAUCCAUGGCUGCUGUGCUCACCCGCCCGCCGGCCGGCACGGUCCAGUGCUUCGGCCGCAAGAAGACGGCGGUUGCCGUAGCCUACACUAAGCCGGGGCGGGGUCUGAUCAAGGUGAACGGCGUCCCCAUCGAGCUGAUCCGCCCCGAGAUGCUCCGCCUCAAGGCCUUCGAGCCCAUCAUGCUCGCCGGCCGCACCCGCUUCAAGGACAUCGACAUGCGCAUCCGCGUCCGCGGCGGAGGGAAGACGUCGCAGAUCUACGCGAUCCGGCAGGCCAUCGCCAAGGCGCUCGUGGCCUACUUCCAGAAGUACGUCGACGAGGCCUCCAAGAAGGAGGUCAAGGACAUCUUCGCCCGCUACGACCGCACCCUCCUCGUCGCCGACCCCAGGCGCUGCGAGCCCAAGAAGUUCGGUGGUCGCGGUGCCCGUGCGAGGUUCCAGAAGUCGUACCGUUGAGCGGCGCUUGUCGGAUCGUUGUGGGUGUUCUUGGCCUCGUUCCAUAUCAAUGGAACUGCUUAUCUGGUUCUAUAUCUAGCUGCCACUUUACCUUCAAAUGUAGACUUUUAAGCCUAGUCUUGAACCAUUUUAGCAUUGUGAUACGAAUGUGAGGAGAUUUUGAAGACUAUUGGCUAGUCUCUCAAGUAUGGUUUUGCUUGUUACCUAUGUCGAGGACUUAUAAUAUGCUUGCCUUAAAUUUAUGCUAUGUAAGUGUAGACCUUCAAUUUCUUUUGUUA